Messenger RNA from Ilex paraguariensis (yerba mate), 705 nucleotides. Lineage: Eukaryota; Viridiplantae; Streptophyta; Magnoliopsida; Aquifoliales; Aquifoliaceae. The record is from the annotation of a GenBank genome assembly.
AUGUCUCAGCAAGAGAUCGAUUUGCUCAAGAAUUUGAACCACAAAAACAUCGUAAAAUAUCUUGGAUCAUUAAAGACGAAGUCUCAUCUUCACAUAAUUCUUGAGUAUGUUGAGAAUGGUUCACUUGCAAACAUGAUUAAGCCAAAUAAAUUUGGAGCAUUUCCAGAAUCAGUGGUGGCUGUAUACAUAGCUCAGGUAUUGGAAGGCUUGGUUUAUCUACAUGAACAGGGUGUUAUUCAUUGCGAUAUUAAGGGUGCAAAUAUAUUGUUAACCAAAGAGGGUCUAGUGAAACUGGCAGAUUUUGGGGUUGCAACGAAACUUACCGAGGCAGAUGUUAACACACACUCAGUUGUUGGAACGCCAUAUUGGAUGGCGCCUGAGGUGAUCGAAAUGUCGGGAGUUUGUGCUGCAUCAGACAUAUGGAGUGUUGGCUGUACUGUGAUUGAGCUUCUAACAUGUGUACCUCCGUACUAUGAUCUCCAGCCCAUGCCAGCUCUCUUUCGGAUUGUGCAGGAUGAGCAUCCUCCAAUACCAGAUAGCCUGUCUCCUGCCAUUACGGAUUUUCUGUGUCAGUGCUUUAGGAAGGAUGCAAGACAGAGACCCGAUGCAAAGACAUUGCUUUCGCAUCCUUGGAUCCAGAACUCGACAAGACGUGUUUUGCAAUCCUCUAUGCAUCAUAGUGGAACGAUGAGGUACAUAUCGUGA